Molecule: messenger RNA, 566 nt
Organism: Musca domestica (house fly)
Lineage: Eukaryota; Metazoa; Arthropoda; Insecta; Diptera; Muscidae
Exons: 2
Coding region: 116-526 (136 amino acids)
Molecular function (GO): odorant binding
Source: RefSeq, a predicted model, not a curated record
CAUUAGGGGUGACAAAACAAAACAUUUAACAAAAAUUCAAUGAUAAGGUGUUCUAUAAAAACCCGAUGACACAUUCUCCUGAGCACAGUGAUUGGUAUUUGGAGUAUAAUUCAAGAUGUUUAAAAUAAUAAUUACAAUUUGUUUGUUUUCAUUGGUCUUUGCCGAACGUCCCGAUUGGUAUCCGGAAAAUCCCCAAGAAAUCGAAGCGGAGUGUAUGAAAAAGUAUAACGUUGAUGCCGAAACGAUUGCCAAAAUUCGUGCCUUCCAACUUGAGGAUACACCCACAGUUCGGUCCGUGUUGUUUUGCAGUGCUGUUGGUAAAAAUGUCUAUCGGCCCGAAAGUGGUUUUGAUCCAGAACGUUUUGCUGUUGGUCUAAAGUAUGGACUGAAUGUUGAUUGUAAUGUCGAUUUCAUUCGUAAUUGUGCCAACAAGUACAACGAUAUUGAGUCUCAGGAGGGAAAAUAUUUCCAUUUCUUUAAAUGUGUUUUUGAUGACAUUAAGGGAAAUUGUAAGAAAAUUGAAUGAAGUUAUGGAAAUUGUUAAUUUUUUAAUUUUGAAAGCAAUA